Molecule: messenger RNA, 924 nt
Organism: Penicillium coprophilum
Lineage: Eukaryota; Fungi; Ascomycota; Eurotiomycetes; Eurotiales; Aspergillaceae
Product: VIT1/CCC1 transporter family protein
Exons: 2
Coding region: 1-924 (307 amino acids)
Biological process (GO): intracellular manganese ion homeostasis
Cellular component (GO): fungal-type vacuole membrane
Molecular function (GO): manganese ion transmembrane transporter activity; iron ion transmembrane transporter activity
Source: RefSeq, a predicted model, not a curated record
AUGUCAAUAAGUUCCCUGACCGGCCUCAUGUCAAGUUAUAUGCCACUCUCCGAUCGCAGCUCAUCUUCGGAUGAGAAGGAUCAUUCUCAACUUCGACCGGAUGUCGAGACAGGAAAGAACACAGACAGUCAUGACUCGGAGCGAAGACCUUCCCGCUUCAUCGACGGUCGCACCGUAUCCGAUGCCAUCAUCGGUCUUUCUGACGGCAUGACGGUGCCUUUUGCCCUGACUGCUGGAUUGUCUGCACUGGGCGAUACCAAAAUUGUUGUUUUUGGUGGACUCGCAGAACUCAUCGCAGGAGCUAUAUCGAUGGGACUCGGUGGAUACCUGGGUGCUAAAAGCGAGGAGUACGCCUACCUAGAUCCCGAAACCUAUCUCUUAUCAGAAUACGGCUCAUACAAAGCUACUUUAAAAGAAACUCAGACGCAAACCAUGACGGAUCCCGCAUCUGUGUCUGACACCAUCUCCGACAUUUUCGAGCCCUAUGAGUUGCCUUCUGAGCUGAUCGCACAACUCAAAAAUCAUCUGUCCGACUCUCCUAAGCUUCCAUCCUUCCUCAUGAACUUCCACCACACUCUACCCGAACCUUCAGGCUCGCGAGCGAUUAUUUGUGCUUUAACCAUUGCCCUGGGAUACUUCAUCGGCGGAUUUAUUCCUCUCAUACCAUACUUUUUUGUCGGACCUCAUGAAGCCUUCGUUGCCUUGCGGUGGUCUAUUGCUACCAUGGUCAUUGCGCUCUUUAUCUUCGGAUAUGUAAAGACUUGCUUUGUCAGUGGAUGGCGCGGUCGUCGAAAUGUCCGCAAGGGUCUCAUUGGUGGUAUACAGAUGGUACUGGUUGGUGGCAUCGCCGCUGGUUCUGCAAUGGGGUUGGUGAAGGGCUUCCAGAUGCUGGCCGAUGGGCCUGAAGACAACAAACAUAACUGA